Molecule: messenger RNA, 5055 nt
Organism: Fusarium verticillioides 7600
Lineage: Eukaryota; Fungi; Ascomycota; Sordariomycetes; Hypocreales; Nectriaceae
Product: ATPase
Exons: 2
Coding region: 1-5055 (1684 amino acids)
Biological process (GO): transmembrane transport
Cellular component (GO): fungal-type vacuole; fungal-type vacuole membrane
Molecular function (GO): ABC-type peptide transporter activity; ATP binding; ATP hydrolysis activity
Source: RefSeq, a predicted model, not a curated record
AUGGGGUUUGCGCAGUGCAAUGGAAAUCUAUGGGAGAUUGAUGACUUCAGCGUCUGCUUCCGAGUAGACUACCUGCAGAUUCUACUCCCUCUGAUCGCCCUGUUCGUUUCCGUUGCGCUUUUGGCCUGGACAAGCAUCUCCCGCCUCCUCAGCUCAUGGUCCAAGUCCAAAGCUAGUUAUCAACAGCUUGCAAGCGAGGACCGACGCCACAGCCAUACCGAUCUUCCUCCCGUGCGGGUCGACGAUUCUGAUGACGAUGAUGGACUUGAGAUUAACGGCGGUCGAUUGGCCCUUGUCAAGACUACCACUCGUGGUUCUAUAGUCCAAGCCGACACACCUACUGGACAAUUGGUUUCGCAGGUCGUAGAGGAACUUGCCAUCGCUGGUCUCAUUGCUGUAAACAUUCUUCAGCUAAUUGAAGGCAGCAAGGGGCGUAACAGCCGUCCGGCAGCUAUUACUGGUUUGCUGAUUUGGAUCUACGUUUUCAUCCUCUCGACUCUGCGUCUGGUGCUUGGUGCUCUGAAACGACGCGGUCCUCAUCUCUGGAACCACACAGCUUUUCUCUACAGCUUCAACUGGGUUCUUUCACUCUUUCUUUUUCGAUCCGCCUUCCUCCAAGAUGACAUUAGCCGAACCGACAAGAUCACAACGAUUGUGGAGUUUGCAUUUAUUACACUCCUUUUCUUAAUGGCAAUGACCACUAGAAAGGGCAACAAAACAGUUCGCUUGGAAUGGGAGGACGGAAUUGAACCCUCGCGCGAGCCAUUGGCCAGUCUGUUUUCUCUGGCUGUGUUUGGCUGGGUUGAUGCGAUCGUCUACAAGGGCUGGAAGGCUCCAAUGGAAAUGGAGCAUGUCUGGAACCUGUUGCCCAAGGACAAGGCCGCUGCUGUUAUUGCUGAUUACCGCCAGAUGAAACGAACUGGUUCUCUGGCGGUGCAUCUGCUCAAGUACUUCAAGCGGGACCUGCUGAUUCAAUGCGCCCUCGCGGUCCUCGCUGGCCUCUUUACGUUUGCGCCAACCCUUCUUUUGAAGGUGAUUCUCGAGUUUGUUGAAGACUACAAUGCAGGAUUGAAGAAACAAACCGAAACAAACCUACCGAUCAAUGUCAUCUGGCUUUAUGUCAUUGGCCUUCCUGUAGUCGAUUUAAUACGUUCAUACGCCGAUAACCAAGCUCUCUGGAUUGGUCGAAAGAUCUGCAUCCGUGUCCGAGCUCUUAUUAUCGGCGACAUCUAUGCCAAAGCGCUGCGUCGCAAGGCUUCCACAGGCAAGGACAAGGUGCUGCUUGAAGAUAAAGCUAGCCCCGCCAAGGAAGACGAGACACAGAAUGGUUUUGUUGGAAAGAUUAAGCGGGCCUUGAGCAUGAAGAAGGACGAUAAGAAAGCUUCUCCCAACGAUGCCGAAUCUGCCAACGAGAGUAUCAAGGACGACAAGAAAGACGAUUCUGGCGACGAGCAGGCCAAUCUGGGUACCAUUAUCAACCUCAUGUCUAUCGACAGUUUCAAGAUUUCCGAAGUCACUGCCUACCUGCACUUUCUGUGUGCUUCCGCUCCUACGCAGCUGGUCAUUGCCGUUGUACUGCUCUGGCAGGUCAUGGGUCUUAGUGCUAUCCCUGGCAUCAUCGUCAUGGUCCUUCUCCUGCCUGUCAACUACGGCCUCGCUCGGGGUUUCACCAUCACUUCGAAGAGAAUUCUUGCAGCCACCGACAAACGUACUAAUGUCACCAACGAGGUCUUGCAAAACAUUCGCAUCAUCAAGUACUUUGCCUGGGAACAGCGUUUUGGCCGCAUCAUUGACGAGAAGCGUCAGCUGGAACUCAAGGCUCUGCGUUCGAGGUUCAUGGUCUGGGCACUGGCUGUAGCUAUCUGGAACUCCGUGCCCGUCCUCAUCACCUUCUUCUCGUUCCUUGUUUACACGGUCGUUGAGAAAAAGCCCCUGAAACCGUCCAUCGCCUUUACAGCCAUGUCGCUCUUCAUGCUCCUCCGUGUCCCGCUGGACCAGUUUGGUGACAUGUUCGCCCACGUCCAGGAAACCAAGGUUUCUAUCGAUCGUGUGGAAGAUUUCCUUCAGGAGGAGGAGACCGACAAGUACAUUCAGCUUGGCUUGGAUAAUGUGGAUGACGAAGGUGUCAGACGAAUUGGUUUCAACAAUGCUACUCUUACGUGGGGUAGCAAAGACACUGUUGCUGAGGAUAGUGCCCGUGCUUUCCGACUCAUGGAUCUGGAUAUUGAUUUCAAGAUUGGUAAACUGAACAUCAUCGCAGGCCCUACAGGGUCUGGAAAGACAUCCAUGCUGAUGGGACUUCUUGGUGAAAUGACGCUGCUAGAAGGAGGCGUCUACUGUCCCGGUGGCCGCAGCCGAGAAGAUGUUCAUCCUGAUCCUGAGACUGGUCUCGCCAACACGAUCGCCUAUGUCGCACAAUCUGCUUGGUUGGUUAACGCAAACGUGCGCGAAAACAUCCUCUUCUCUGCGCCAUUUGACGAGCAACGGUACCGCAAUGUCAUUGUGGCUUGUGCACUGGAACGCGAUCUCCAGAUUCUCGACCACGGCGACGAAACAUUGGUCGGAGAGAAGGGUAUCACGCUUUCUGGUGGACAGAAGCAACGUAUUUCCCUUGCUCGUGCCCUCUACUCCAACUCUGCCCAUCUGCUACUUGACGACUGUCUCAGCGCUGUUGACUCGCAUACCGCGCAAUGGAUCUUUAGCAACUGCAUUCGUGGCCCCCUUAUGAGGAACCGUACUUGUAUCCUCGUCACACACAACACGACCCUUUGUGUUCCCUCUUCCGACUAUGUAGUCCUUCUCGAGAAUGGCCGAGUUGAUAUCCAAGGUCCAUCAGCUGAGGUUAUUGCUUCUGGCAAGCUUGGUGAGGAGAUUCAAAAGUCUCGUCCCGGCUCAGCCAACCCCUCGCGCAUUCCUUCUCGUGUUCCCUCAAGCGUCGGCGAUGAUGAAACCACUGUUAACGGCCAAGGUGAUGCUCUCGAUGGUGUGGAUUGCUCUAAGAAGGACGCACAGAACAAACCCAAGAAGGAUGCCAUGGAAGAAACCAAGGCCACUGGGUCAGUCAAGUGGCCCGUUCUCAAGCUGUACCUUCAGUCCAUGGGCCCCUGGUGGUUCUGGAUUGUCGCCCUCUUCGUCUUUAUUUCUCAGCAGGUUUCUGGAUUGGCCACCAAUCUCUGGGUCCGUGUAUGGGCGAACCAGUACGUCAAUGGUACACCAGAGUCGAAGGUCGCGCCGGCUAUGUACUCUUCCACGCAAUUCAACGCUGUCGGCUUUGCCAACGUUGUCCGACUCGGCUCUGCGGAAGACCUGAAGCCUCUCGAUGGGUCCUUUUCUGCGCAAGGCCACCCGCAUGGGGUCAAUGCCAUGUACUACUUGUCGGUUCUCGCUGCUAUUGGAAUUGCCGGUGCCAUGGCAGCCCUCUUCAGAGAUCUCUGGAUCUUCCUGGGUUCGUUGACGGCAUCAAAGGGCAUUCACGAUCGAUUGAUAGCAUCUGUGACGCGAGCCAAGUUCAAGUUCUUUGAUGUCACGCCACUGGGCCAGUUGAUGAACCGAUUCAGCAAAGAUCUGGAGGCGGUCGAUCAAGAAAUUGCACCUGUGGCAAUUGGAGUCAUCAGCUGUGGCAUUUCUCUGAUGAUGACGGUUGGCCUGAUUGCAUACAUCACACCCAAGUUCUUGUAUGCCGCUUUUGGUAUUGCUAUUCUGUUCUACCUCAUCGCCGCAUUCUACCUCCGAGCUUCUCGCGAUCUGAAGCGUCUUGAGGCAGUCCAGCGCAGUCCUCUGUUCCAGCAAUUUGGAGAAACAUUGAGUGGCAUGACAACCAUUCGAGCUUAUGGUGACGAGCGACGAUUCAUCCGGGACAAUCUGGAAAAGAUCAACACUCAGAGUCGACCCUUCAUUUACCUGUGGGCAUGCAAUAGAUGGCUGGCCUUUAGGGCUGAUCUUGUGGGAGACUUGGUAGCUUUCUUUGCCGGCAUGUUCCUUAUCCUUAACCUUGGUAAGACGGAUGCUGGUGCCGCGGGUAUUUCCCUGAGCUACGCAUUGAGCUUCACCGAGAGUGUGCUGUGGCUUGUACGCCUUUAUGCCAUUAACGAGCAAAACAUGAACUCUAUGGAACGCAUCAAGGAGUAUCUCGACGUUGAGCAAGAGGCAGAAGCUGUUAUUGAGGACAACCGACCUCCAGCAGACUGGCCUCGUAAGGGGUCGGUCGAGUUUGUGGACUACACCACAAGUUACCGAAAGGAGCUCAGCCCUGUCUUGCAGAACAUUACGCUCAAGAUUGAGCCGCAGGAAAAGGUUGGUAUCGUCGGAAGAACAGGUGCAGGCAAGAGUUCUCUGGCCCUGGCGAUUUUCCGAGCGCUAGAGGCAGACAAGGGCAAGAUUCUCAUCGACGGACUUGAGAUUGGCAGCAUUGGUCUGCAGGAUCUCCGAGAGAACAUCACCAUUGUGCCUCAAGACCCUACAUUGUUCCACGGCACGAUUCGAAGCAACCUGGAUCCAUUCGAUCAAUACACAGAUGAUCAGAUCUUUGCGGCGCUUCGACGAGUACAGCUCAUUGGUCCUGAUGAGCCUCUAACAUCACCACCUACGCCGACACAAACACCUGGCUCACCAAGCUCACCAACUGCCAAGACCAACAAGAACCUCUUCUUGAAUCUUCAAUCGCCAGUCGCGGCAUCAGGCUCGAACUUGUCCCAAGGACAGCGCCAGCUUCUGUGUCUUGCUCGAGCCAUGCUCAAGUCUCCCACAGUGUUAGUCAUGGACGAAGCCACAGCAUCCAUCGACUACGCCACCGACUCAAAGAUCCAAGAAACAAUCCGCGAGCUCACAGGCACAGUCAUCACAAUUGCCCAUCGACUAGCGACCAUUGUGGACUACGACAAGGUGCUCGUUCUCGACAAGGGUGAGGUGGUGGAAUAUGCUCACCCAUGGGAACUCAUCAAUAAUAAGGAUGGUACGUUCCGCAGCAUGUGCGAGAUGAGUGGUGAGCUGGAUGUUCUCCUCAAGGCGGCGAAGAAGAAGUGGGAUUCUGGACGCUUGGUGGAUGUUGAUCCAUAG